Molecule: messenger RNA, 2675 nt
Organism: Microcebus murinus (gray mouse lemur)
Lineage: Eukaryota; Metazoa; Chordata; Mammalia; Primates; Cheirogaleidae
Source: RefSeq, a predicted model, not a curated record
UGAAAUUAAAAGGGAGGAGGAGGGCAGCAGCCCGUCAGAACCCACACUCCUUCCUGGCGACCAGAUGCCCAGGAGAGGAGCUGGGGAGCCGGGGGACAGGAUGGCCCCGCAGAGAGCUGUGCAGCUGUCCCUGAAGACGCCCACCCACGCCGUGUGUGUGGUGGGAGUCGAGAUGCUGGUGGACGUGCACAGCGACGUGCCCGAGGGCGCCAAGACCUUCGGGGUCUCUGGGAGCUCCGGGGUGGAGGUCUUUGUGGUCUACAAUCCCGCACGGGUGACAGAGCCCACAGGCAAGGCCCGCUGGCCGCUGGGCGCCGAAGUGGACGUGGUCGUGUCCAUGGACACAGCCAGCAAGGACUUGGACGACCGCAAGGUGAAGGUCUUCUACUUCGGGGAGCCCGAGGAGGAUGCUCUGGGCCACAGUGUGCUCUACCUCACUGGCGCAGAUGUUUCCCUGGAUGUCGACGCAGGCCGCACAGGCACGGUGAAGAGAAGCAGAGGGGACAAGAAAACCUGGCGCUGGGGCCCUAAGGGCUAUGGGGCUGUCUUGCUGGUGAACUGUGACCGGGACAGCCAGCAGUCCAGGGAGCCUGACCUUGCCAACAGCCAGCUGACCACACUAGAUGACCUGCAGGACAUGUCCCCAAUGGUGCUGAGCUGUGAUGGCCCCGACGAGCUCUUCAGCAGCCACAAGCUGGUCUUAGACGUGUCCCUGGCUGACUCCAAAAGAGUGGGGGUCUUCUGUGCUCGGGGCGGGAACUCCCUGGAGGACUACAAGCAGGUCCUGGGCCCCCACCAGCUGUCCUACAAAGUCGAGCGGCAGCGGGGGGAGCGGGAGAUCACCUUCUACGUGGAGGGGCUCGCCUUCCCCGACGCCGAUUUCCUGGGGCUGGUUUCCCUCCACGUCAGCCUGGUGGACAUGCGGACCAUGCCUGCGGUGACCCUCUUCACAGACACCGUGGCCUUCCGCGUGGCCCCCUGGAUCAUGACCCCCAACACCCAGCCCCCCGAGGAGCUGUAUGUGUGCAGCGUCAUGGACGCUCAUGGCCCAAAUGAUAAAUUUCUGGAAGACAUGUCUCGCCUGGCAUCGAAAGCCCACUGCAAGCUGGUCGUCUGCCCUCGGGUUGAAAAUCGAAAUGACCGCUGGAUCCAGGACGAGAUGGAGUUUGGCUACGUGGAGGCCCCGCACAAGUACUUCCCCGUGGUCUUCGACUCCCCCCGAAACAGAGGCCUGCGGGAUUUCCCCUAUAAGAAGAUCCUGGGUCCCGACUUUGGAUAUGUAACCCGGGAGAUCCUGGCCGCCGGUGCCUCCAGCCUAGAUUCCUUUGGCAACCUGGACGUGAGCCCGCCCGUCACGGUGGGUGGCGUGGAGUACCCCCUGGGCCGGAUCCUCAUCGGCAGCAGCUACCCCAAGUCCGGCGGGCGCCAGAUGGCCAGGGUGGUGAGAAACUUCCUGCAGGCCCAGCGGGUGCAGGCGCCCGUGCAGCUGUACUCGGACUGGCUGUCCGUGGGCCACGUGGACGAGUUCCUGUGCUUCGUGCCGGCCACACCGACAGGAAGGUGCGGCUUCCGGCUGCUCCUGGCUAGCCCCAGCGCUUGCCUCAAACUCUUCCAGGAGAAGAAAGAGGAGGGCUACGGGGAGGCGGCCCAGUUUGAUGGGUUGAAAUACACAGGAAAGAUAAGCAUUAAUGAGAUGCUGGCGGACAGGCGCCUCCAGAGCGACAGUCUCCACGCACAGAAAUGCAUCGACUGGAACCGCGAGGUGCUGAAGCGGGAGCUGGGCCUGACGGAGCGCGACAUCGUGGACGUGCCCCAGCUGUUCUCCGUGAGGGGCUCCUACGCAGAGGCCUUCUUCCCGGACAUGGUCAACAUGGUGGUCUUGGGCAAGCACCUGGGCAUCCCCAAGCCCUAUGGGCCCAUCAUCAAUGGCCGCUGCUGCCUGGAGGAGAAGGUGCGGUCCCUGCUGGAGCCACUGGGCCUCCGCUGCGCCUUCAUCGACGACUACCUGUCCUACCACAAGCUGUCCGGGGAGAUCCACUGCGGCACCAACGUGCGCCGGAAGCCCUUUCCCUUCAAGUGGUGGAACAUGGUGCCCUGAGCCGGCGCCCGCCUGCCGUCCUCUCUGUCCUCUGGCCCGGGGGACCCCGCCCUCCUGGCCUCCGUCCUCUUGGGGGGCCUUGGCGCUUUGCAAACCUGCUGGUCACCGUGGGCACUGGGACACAGGGACGGCCGCCGCCCGUCCUCGCCUCCGGAGUGGCCUGCCCAGCCUGAGAAGGAGUCACCUCAUUCUCCCGCUCCUCUUUCACACCCGCAGCCCCAGAGGGUCUGGAGAAGCCCGGCAGCCCUGGAACGCCCCCGAGAGGGCCUGGGCGGGCGGACCCCGCUUUGAAUCACUCCCCCAUCCUGUCACCUCCCUGGGGCACACGGGUAAUAACUGCCUGCCCCCCAACCCCAGGGCCUGCGCUCCAGGGUGGGGGCCGGGUUCCAGGCUGCCUCUGGCUCCCUUGAGACUGAGGGGAGACCAGAGCCCUCCUCUUCCUCCACCCCCUUUCUCCUCCCAAAUGGGACCCAAAGCUAUGGACCCCACUCCCCUCCCAGUGCACUUCAGCUGCAUGCAGCCAAACAAGGACAGGAAAACCCAGUGUCCCAGGGCCUAUUUUAAAAAGAAAAAAAAA